Molecule: messenger RNA, 1173 nt
Organism: Scaptodrosophila lebanonensis
Lineage: Eukaryota; Metazoa; Arthropoda; Insecta; Diptera; Drosophilidae
Product: ninjurin-1
Exons: 5
Coding region: 403-1056 (217 amino acids)
Biological process (GO): cell adhesion; tissue regeneration
Cellular component (GO): membrane
Source: RefSeq, a predicted model, not a curated record
UUGUAGAGACAUCGUCACCAUCUUGGCUUUUCUGUAGGAGUAUAGAAAGGAACAAGUCAACUGAGCGAAUCGAAUACUAAAAACCGGACCCCAUAAUCCAAUAUCUGGCAGUUGUGCGGCGAAUAGCGUGCAAGGCGGUUGUAAAUCGGGCGCGAAUUCUCAACGCAAUAUACACAAUUUAUCAAAGAUAUUUGGAACGCGGCAAGGCAACAUUAAGAAAUAUACUUACAUACAUAUACAUAUGUAUAUAGAAGCUGCAGCGUGAUCAGCAGAAAAAGCAAACAAAGAGAUUCUUGUUUCUGCUGUCCCCCAACGAAGGGAAACGCAUUUCUUGCCAACUCUACGUUCUUAAUUAGAAUCAUUUACGUUUUAAUUAAAUAAGUGCAUUCAAUUAAUUGUAAAAUGAGUGACCUACAGCAUAUAUCAUUACAAAUGGAUAAGGUGGCCGAUGAGCAUAAAACUUUGAAGUCGCCGCAAACCAAUCACAAUGCUGCCACCGAAGCUCGCAAAACACAGCGCAUGGCACGAGCAGUACCGGAAAUCGACGACGAUGAAAAUGAUGAACGUCCAUUUGCCAAAGAUGGCACCAAUCCAGGUGUGGAUGAUGGUCUUCUAGUUGGUGGCGCCAUGCCAAAUGGCGGUCGCCGGCCAAGCUAUGGAUACCCGGACUACCACGAACCCGGCUUUGUUGACAUCAAUGGCGUGCAAACUCCCAUACCAGAUGUGAACGCCUAUCAGCACAAAAAAACUCUCGCCCAGGGCAUGAUGGAUCUAGCCCUGCUUUCAGCAAAUGCGAAUCAAUUGCGUUAUGUGCUCGAAACAAAUCGGCAGCAUCCAUAUUAUUAUCCCAGCUUAAUAUUCAUAUCACUGAGCAUCAUAUUUCAGAUUGCGGUCGGCGUUGGACUAAUAUGGAAUGGCAGAUUCAAUAUUAAGGACAAACGGGAGAUCUGUCGGGCAAAUAAAAUCAACAAUUAUACAGUCAUUGGCAUUUUUAUUGUAACGGUUGUCAAUGUGCUUAUAUCAGCAUUUGGUGUGGCCGAUCGGCCCUCUGCAUAAACACACCAUACUCAUGUCAAAUUUGUCAAAAACAAAUCCCACUCCAUAUAUUUAUAUUAUUAAUGAAAAAAUUGUGAUAAAUAAAAAAAUAAAACAUUUAUAUAUUUUUGGCAAGUA